Messenger RNA from Aspergillus fijiensis CBS 313.89, 1407 nucleotides. Its product is annotated as PP2C family serine/threonine-protein phosphatase. Gene Ontology annotation, molecular function: cation binding; protein serine/threonine phosphatase activity. The coding region runs from base 1 to 1407 and encodes 468 amino acids. NCBI's taxonomy places the organism in Eukaryota, Fungi, Ascomycota, Eurotiomycetes, Eurotiales, Aspergillaceae. Gene Ontology annotation, biological process: protein dephosphorylation. The record is from RefSeq and is a predicted model, not a curated record. The transcript has 7 exons.
AUGGGUCAGACCUUGUCCGAGCCUGUGGUCGAGAAGCAUUCGGCUGAAGGUCAGGAUGAGUGUUGUAUAUACGGUGUCUCGGCCAUGCAGGGCUGGCGGAUCAGCAUGGAGGAUGCUCAUGCGGCCGUGCUAGACCUCCAGGCCAAGUUCUCGGAGCAGAACGACAACCCUACCGAUCCCGACAAACGUCUCGCAUUCUUUGGUGUAUACGAUGGACACGGUGGUGAUAAAGUAGCUUUAUUCGCCGGAGAGAAUGUCCACAAGAUCGUCGCAAAGCAGGAUGCGUUCGCUAAGGGCGAUAUUGAGCAAGCCUUGAAGGACGGUUUCCUUGCGACCGACCGCGCUAUCCUGGAAGAUCCUAAAUACGAAGAAGAAGUGUCUGGCUGCACUGCAGCCGUCAGCGUCAUUUCCAAGCACAAGAUCUGGGUGGCCAAUGCUGGUGACUCCCGUUCCGUGCUCGGUGUGAAGGGCCGCGCGAAGCCCCUAUCCUUUGAUCACAAGCCCCAAAAUGAAGGCGAGAAGGCCCGUAUUAGCGCUGCAGGCGGCUUCGUCGACUUUGGCCGUGUCAACGGCAACCUGGCCCUGUCCCGUGCCAUUGGAGAUUUCGAAUUUAAGAAGAGUCCCGAGCUGUCACCCGAACAGCAGAUCGUGACCGCUUACCCGGAUGUUACUGUCCACGACCUUACUGACGACGAUGAAUUCCUCGUUAUCGCCUGCGACGGUAUCUGGGAUUGCCAAACCUCGCAGGCCGUCGUUGAGUUCGUUCGUCGCGGUAUUGCCGCCAAGCAGGACCUCCACCGCAUCUGUGAGAACAUGAUGGACAAUUGCCUGGCUUCCAACAGUGAGACGGGUGGCGUUGGAUGCGACAACAUGACUAUGAUCAUCAUCGGUCUUCUGAACGGUAGGACCAAAGAGGAGUGGUACAAUCAGAUCGCUGAGCGCGUGGCCAACGGCGACGGCCCCUGCGCCCCGCCCGAGUACGGCAAGCCUCCAAUCCCAACUCCUACUGACUUACCGGGGGGAGCAGCUGAGUUCCGCGGCCCCGGCAUCCGUAAUCAGUUCGAAGAGAACCCCGAUGAGUAUGACGUGGAAAACGAUCGUUCCCGUGGCUUCAGUGUACGCUCGGGCCGCAUCAUUCUCUUGGGCGAUGGCACAGAAUUGAUUCCGGAGCAGAACGAUGACGAGCUGUUUGACCAUACUGAGGAAGACCGGGACCUCGGCAAUCAGGUGCAGCAUGACUCUACUGACGCGGGACGGAGCGAUCGCGAAGGAACCCCUGGGCCACAAUCCAAGGAUAGCACUCCCAAGGCCGAUGAAUCUACAACCAUCUCGCAGUCGCCGUCUACCACCGCGGAGAGCUCUUCCACCAGUGCCCCUGGAACGCCGCAGAAACCUACUAAUGUGUAG